This is a messenger RNA of Nezara viridula (southern green stink bug), 1269 nucleotides long. The record is from the annotation of a GenBank genome assembly. Lineage: Eukaryota; Metazoa; Arthropoda; Insecta; Hemiptera; Pentatomidae.
CUGUUUUCUCUUUGUCAAAUACCUCUAUCCUAACAGAAUAUUUAUAACCUUCGGUGUCGAGGUUAUAUUGUUUGUUUAGUAAAUUAAAUAUUUAAUAAAAAUCCCAUUAAAAAGUUGUUUAUUCUUUAUUUUUAAUACAUUUCUUUUUAUAUAUCUAGUCAUUGAAGUAUAUUUCGUUUGCUUAUUUUUUUAAAUGCUCUCAUCAUAGUUUUUAUUUUUUAAAAAUUGUAAUUAAUUCUGAUAUGAGUUCAGAAAAAAUUACAUCUUCAGAAGUUCCUCUGCUUUUUAAAAAUAGUUUACAUUGGAAUAUUUUAAAUUGGUCAGUGGAUGAAUGGAAUUAUUUUUUAAAUGAUUCUUCUGUUAAAUACCCAUUUCGAGUUGGUUCAAGGCUUUGUUCUCUGGAACCUCAAUGGGAAAGGAGUUGUGAAAUUGCAAAUAUGACAUUUUCUGACUUUUUUAAAAAGUUUAAUGAGGAAAAUAACUUAAAGAAUUGGUGGUAUUUUGACUAUAAACAUAUAGAAGAAUGGUUAAGUGGAAAAGCAGAUAAAAUGGAUAUUAAUUGGAAGGAUUUUGGGCAUCCUGAGAUUACAGCCAAAGGCUCUACGCUUUGGAUAGGAACAAAAGGUGCCCACACACCAUGUCACGUAGAUACCUAUGGUUGUAAUUUAGUUGCACAAUUGUAUGGAAAAAAGAGGUGGUUUUUAUUUCCACCAUCUGAAACCAACAACCUUAAACCUACAAGGGUACCUUAUGAAGAAUCAAGCGUUUACAGCCAAAUCAAUUUUUCUUGUGGUUGUAGUGACUUUUCAGCUAUUGCAAAUAUUUACAUGGUUGAUUUAGAACCAGGAGAUGUACUCUUUGUGCCAUUUCAUUGGUGGCAUUAUGUAGAAAAUCUUUCCUCUGCUAUAAGUGUUAAUACAUGGAUCCCUUGUAAACGUGAUGAAAUCUGUCGUGUCGAAGAGUCAUUAGUCAAGUACUUCAUAGCGUCUGUGUGUAAAAAUGUUUCUCCGGAGGAGCUGAAAUUUAUUUUAAAUCCAAAUGAGGUAAGUAAUGUUUUAAAUCUUAUCAUAAAUAUUUUUAUUUUGUUUUUCACUGCUUGAAUAACCUAUUGCGAAGAGAUCAAGGAGAGAAGAUUGUAAGUUGAGAGAUUUUCCAAAAGUUAUGAAAAUAAAUUAAUGUGAAAACAGUAAAAACUUAUUAUUAUUUUCAGCCAUAAGGACCGUCAUAGAUGUUUUGCCUUCUUAUAUCAGCUAUGGAAAAAGAUGUGCG